Triplophysa dalaica is the source of this 3180-nucleotide messenger RNA. RefSeq names its product TBC1 domain family, member 20 (gene tbc1d20). Bases 139 to 3051 code for a protein of 970 amino acids. The transcript has 2 exons. Gene Ontology annotation, molecular function: DNA binding; GTPase activator activity. Gene Ontology annotation, cellular component: endoplasmic reticulum membrane. NCBI's taxonomy places the organism in Eukaryota, Metazoa, Chordata, Actinopteri, Cypriniformes, Nemacheilidae. The record is from RefSeq and is a predicted model, not a curated record. Gene Ontology annotation, biological process: positive regulation of GTPase activity; endoplasmic reticulum to Golgi vesicle-mediated transport; DNA recombination.
CAUGGUCUUUCCCGUGGGCGAGAGACGGCUGGAGUCUCACGCACGGGCUAUUUCCCCGCCAGUGCAAUUAGCCUCGCUGCACCAGCGUGCUUCCCUAAACGGUCCGCUGACGGUAACGCCCGAAGAGAUUCGGCCAUUAUGUCUGUUUCUGGACGCGUGGAAGGCCAUUCCGGACAUUUCUCAUUGGCUACUAAAUGUGAUAGAACACGGGUACACCCUGCAGUUCAGACGAAGACCUCCCCGCUUCAGCGGUGUUGUUCCGUCGCUUACGUCAGCGCAAAAUGCGCCUGUGUUGAGGCAGGAAAUCGGCAGCCUGCUCGCGAAAGGAGCGAUCGAGCGUGUCCCUCCGAACGAGCGAGAAAGCGGGUUUUACAGCCGGUACUUUGUAGUGCCCAAGAGAGAUGGUGGUCUGCGUCCGAUUCUGGACUUGAGACCCGUCAACCGAGCCCUUCACAAGCGAGCGUUCAGAAUGACAACUCUAAAACAGAUCCUGGCACAAGUGCGUCCCGGGGACUGGUUUGCAUCCGUGGAUCUGAAGGAUGCGUACUUUCAUGUUCAGAUAGCCAAGCGCCACCGAAAGUUUCUGCGAUUCGCUUUCGCGGGUUCAGCGUACCAAUUUGCCGUACUCCCGUUCGGACUGGCAUUAGCACCGCGCACAUUCUCGAAGUGCGUGGACGCGGCGCUUUCCCCUCUCAGAGCGAGCGGUAUGCGCAUUCUGAAUUAUCUGGACGACUGGUUAAUUUUAGCCCACUCACGGGAGGCGCUAUCCGGUCAUACGCAAAUGCUGCUUCGUCACUUGACAUCCCUGGGGCUACGCGUGAACAUGCAGAAAAGCAAGCUCACUCCGAGUCAGUCAAUAACGUAUCUGGGGGUAUGUUUCGACUCAGUGGAGAUGCGCGGCCGCCUCUCUCAAGAGCGGACGGAGUCCAUCUCUUCAGCUCUACAUCUGCUCAGGCCGGGUCGGUCUGUUCCACUGAGGGAGUUUCAGAGGCUUUUGGGUCUCAUGGCGUCAGCCUCGGCGGUCUGCCACCUGGGUCUUCUGCACAUGCGACCGCUACAGUUUUGGCUGAAGGCUCGUGUUCCAUGGAAAGCAUGGUCCUCGGGUCGAGUGCGAGUCCCGGUUACACUCAGUUGCCUCAGUGCCCUGAGCCCAUGGCGCGACCCAAGCAUGUUCAGUCGGGGAGUUCCCCUGGGGCUGGUUACGAGACGCAUAGUCGUUACGACGGAUGCGUCGUCCUCGGGAUGGGGUGCAGUGUGCGAGGGCAUGCCGGCAUCCGGCCUUUGGACACAGUCACAGAGAAAAUGGCAUAUAAAUUGCUUGGAGCUGAUGGCGGUGUCUCUAGCUCUCCAUACUUUCCAGUCGAGACUGGAGAAGAAACAUGUCCUGAUUCGCACCGACAACAUGUCCGUGGUAUCGUACAUAAAUCGCCAGGGAGGAGUCCGCUCAGGAACUCUUUUCAAACAGGCUGCGAGUCUCCUACUGUGGGCAGAUCAGCAUCUACUCUCUGUCAGGGCAGCGCAUAUCCCCGGUCGUCUGAACUGCGGAGCGGACAUGCUUUCGAGGGAGGGUCUUCCGCACGGAGAAUGGAGGCUUCAUCCAGACUCAGUGCGGUCAAUUUGGGAGCGCUUUGGGACGGCGGAAGUGGAUUUAUUCGCGACGAGCAAGAACGCGCACUGCCCGCUGUAUUUCUCGCUGACCCAUUCCCCCAUGGGGAGCGACGCUCUGACGGUGCGAUGGCCGAACGUUCGGCUUUACGCGUUUCCUCCGGUGAAGAUUUUGCCCCUGGUGCUGUGCAAAAUCAGAGAGGAGACGGCGACGGUGAUCCUCGUCGCUCCGUUUUGGCCGAAUCAACCGUGGUUUCCGGACCUAAGCGAAUUGUUAACGGCACCGCCGUGGCGGAUUCCCCUCAGGAGAGACCUGUUGUCCCAAGCGAACGGCACGAUAUUUCACCCCAGCUCGCAGCUGUGGAGUCUUCAUGCCUGGCCUCUUCGGGGGUUUUAAAUGCACUUCCUCAGCGUGUACUUGACACUAUUUCGGAGUGUCGAGCGCCUUCCACCAGGCGUUUAUACGCUCUCAAAUGGGGGGUGUUUGUUAAAUGGUGCAGUAGUAACAAUAUCGACCCGAUGUCCUGCCCCGUGUCUGAUAUUUUAUGCUUCCUGCAGCACAGUCUGGACAGCGGCGGACUCCCGUCAACACUGAAGGUUUAUGUGGCUGCUAUCGCCUCGUUUCGUUCCCCGGUUGAUGGGCAAUCCAUUGGAAGGCACAUGCUGGUAGUCAGAUUCCUCAGAGGAGCGAGGAGACUUUUUCCACCGCGAUCCCCUUCGGUGCCGCCUUGGGACUUAGCGCUGGUGUUGAAGGCUCUCUCCUUUCCCCCAUUCGAGCCUCUGGACGCGGCUUCCCUAAGAGAGCUCACUCUAAAAACCGUUCUCCUUCUUGCCCUUGCUUCGGCUAAGCGCAUAGGGGAUUUACAAGCGCUCUCAGUCGGCGCUGAUUUCAUUCGUUUUGGAACCGGCGACUGCAAUGUCACUCUCCGGCCGAAAUCGGGUUAUGUGCCAAAGUCUAUGUCUACCCCAUUUAGAGCACAGGUCAUUUCUUUGCCCGCUUUGUUUUCCGAGUCGUCAGACUCGCAGAAUGCAAACGCUCCGAGAGCGGUCUGCCCGGUAAGGGUUUUGCGGGCUUACAUUGAUCGCACGGCCGGUUUUCGGCAGUCUGAACAGCUCUUCGUCUGCUAUGGUGGGGGAACUAAAGGUCGGGCUGUAUCAAAGCAGAGGCUCUCUCACUGGGUGGUGGACGCUAUUACCUUAGCGUAUGAGAGUCAGGGACAGAACUGCCCAUUCGGUAUCAGAGCUCAUUCGACUAGGGCUAUCGCCUCUUCGUGGGCUUGGUCUAGGGGCACAUCUAUUCAGGACAUAUGCUGUGCGGCUGGCUGGUCUUCGCAGAACACUUUCGCCAGGUUCUACAGAUUGGACGUGUCCUCUUUGUCGUCUCAAGUCCUCUCGAUGCCGAGUCCAGACGGAAGAAGAAGACGGCGGAGAUCAGUCAGGCAUUGAACGUGAGGCCUGUGGACGUGGCCACUCUGAGGCGUAUGGCCAUCAGCGAAGGCGGUCUGCUGACCGAUGAGAUCCGGCGUCAGGUUUGGCCCAGGCUGCUCAAUGUGUCUGUAGACCAGAUACCGGAAG